GCCUGCCUCCCUCUUAAACCCUCGCCUCCUCUUCCCCCCUCCGCGCACGCGCCGCAUCCGUUCCCCAUUUCAAACCACGAGACGAGGAACCAAAUCCCCCACAUAAUCCUCCGAUCCGCCCAUCAAAUCGCGCCCCUGAUCGCGCAGGAGUCUGCUCGCCUCCGUCAAUCGAUCCGUCCGUCCAGCAGCAGCAGGAGACGGAGGAGGCGAGGGGAGCGUCUCGGGCGACGGCGGUCAUGGAGGAGGACCCGCUGAUCCCGCUGGUGCACGUGUGGAACAACGCCGCCUUCGACGACUCCUCCUCCUCGUGCUCCUCCGCCUGGCACGCGCACGCCACGCCCGUGCGCAGGGGCGAGAAGGAGAACCGCCGCCCGCCCCCGAAGAGCGAGGAGGAGGACGCCGACGCCGAGAUCGCGCGCGUCGAGGCCGAGAUCCUGCGCCUCUCCUCCCGCCUCCACCACCUCCGCGUCUCCAGGGGCUACGACGCCCCGCAGCGGGUCGCCGACGCCGGGACGCGGCCGCGGGCCAGGGGGCUCAACCUCGCCCCACUCGACGACCUCCCCACCGCCGCCGCCGACCCCAACAACCUGCUCCUCCUCCCGGCGAAGCAGCAGCAGCAGCCCCCGCCCGCCGCGCAGAAGCCCAGGCCCGCCGCCAAGCAGCAGCUCCCGACGUCGCGGGGCGGCAGGGGGCUCAGCCUCGGCCCGCUCGACAUCGCCGCCGCGAACCCCUCCAAGGCCCCCGCGGCGCGUCAGCAACCGCAGCCGCAGCCGCAGCAGGCCGCCCCGGCCAGCCGCAUCCUGAGGCCGAUCAAGGAGCCCCCCGUGCAGCGCCGCAGGGGCGUCAGCCUCGGCCCGCUGGAGAUCCAGCACGGCAUCAGUGGCACCAAGCCCGCCCCGGCGGCCGCUGCCGCGGCGCGGGCCAAGCCGUUCCCCAGCAAGCUGAACGCCAUCCGCGAAGAAGGGCAGGCAUCCAGGCAGCAGCCCGCGGUCCCCGCCAAGCUAUGGCCGUCGAGCAACGCCAGACAGCCGCUGGACAGCAGCAAGCAAGGAACAGCGGCCAGCAGGGCCAAGGCGAGGAGCUCCAGCAUGAGCCCCAGGGCCAGGAGGCAGUCCAUUGCCAGGGCCACGAACAGCACAAGGGGAGGCGUCGCCGCAUUCGGGGCUGCCAAGGUGGUGGCCGACCAGCUCACGCCCAAAGCUGCCAUGAACCACAUCAGCACUGCGUCCACCUGCAGGAGGCCGGCAGGGAGCUCCAAGGUCAGGGUCGUCCCGAGCCGCUACAGCCUCAUGCCCGGCGCAUCCCUGGGAGCCGCAACACAAGAUGGUCGCCGCAAGGAGUCUCUCCCGGGAUCAACAGGGAGCACAGGCCAGAAGGAGGAGAUCAAAGCGGUGCCCACUGAGCCUGUCGAUGAUGAUCUGUCUCCUGAAUCACUGGACAAGGUUGCUGAACUGCUCCCGAGGAUCAGGACCAUGCCGCGUCCCAACGAGACUCCCCGCGACUCAGGAUGCGCGAAGCGCGCCGCCGAUCUGGUCGGGAAGCGAUCCUUCUUUGCCGCGGCCGCAGCCGGCGAUGGCAGCGCCAUUUCCUCCUACCAGGCGCGGGUCCUUGAAGCCGAGGCACCGGAGGAGGCAGCAGCAGCAGGGGCCUUGAGCGAUGAGGCAGCAGCAGCAGGGGCCUUGAGCGAUGAGGCAGCAGCAGCAGCAGCAGCAGCAGAAGCCUUGAGCGAUGAGGCGGCAGCAGCAGAAGCCUUGAGCGAUGAGGCAGCAGCAUGAUUUUGAUCCAUUGAUGAUUGGCCGGGGAGUGCUUGCUUAACUUGAGCAUUUGGGUGAGGCUUUUUGCAGCGUGUUAUAUAGUCAGUCUACUGUUACAUUCGUAUCUCAUGCUUUGUUUGCCAUUUCAUUCGUUAAGGACCUGCUUAGAGUGUGAAGAAGACCUUUAUCCGGGUGCUAUUGUUUUUAGUUUUACCUGUCGGUCAGUGUGCUCUGUUCUGUGUAAGUAGUGUCAUGGUGUGGUUCAGAAACCUUUUGGUUGGUACUUGGUAAUGCAAGAGGAUAAUAUUCUGCUCCAAA
Molecule: messenger RNA, 2072 nt
Organism: Hordeum vulgare subsp. vulgare (domesticated barley)
Lineage: Eukaryota; Viridiplantae; Streptophyta; Magnoliopsida; Poales; Poaceae
Product: Holliday junction resolvase MOC1, chloroplastic
Exons: 2
Coding region: 237-1775 (512 amino acids)
Source: RefSeq, a predicted model, not a curated record